Cryptomeria japonica (Japanese cedar) is the source of this 1641-nucleotide messenger RNA. RefSeq lists its product as uncharacterized. Lineage: Eukaryota; Viridiplantae; Streptophyta; Pinopsida; Cupressales; Cupressaceae. The transcript has 3 exons. The record is from RefSeq and is a predicted model, not a curated record. The coding region runs from base 1 to 1641 and encodes 546 amino acids.
AUGACACGUCUAAAAGACUUUGUGUGGACACAUUGCACAACAAUUCCUGGUAGCACGAACGUCAAGUGCAAUUGGUGUCUAGAGGACAUCAAUGGUGGAAUUUAUCGUUUCAAAUGGCAUUUGUCAAAAGAACGAGGAAAUAACACUGAGAUAUGCAAAAGAUGCUCUGCAGAUGUCUCGUAUCAGACAAAGCAAGCUCUUGAAGGGAUUGCUGAUAGCAAGGCCAAAAAGGCAAGAACAGGGGUUGAACUAGGUUCUAGUUCUGCAAAUGCCAGGAGGAACCGUUUGAGUGAGGAGGAUGGUGAAGAAGGGGGUUUCAAUGAAUCUGGGUCAACACCUAGUUCUAUAGCACGUGGACCAACACAGGUGGAGGAAACAUUAGUACUUCCUUCCAACCUCGUACUACACCGGGAUCGCAAACCACUUUGGAGAGUACAGGAUGGAGGAAAAAUAUCACAGAACAAGCAAAGAAGAAAUCCAUAUUGGCAACCUAUGGUAGAUGCCAUUGCAGUUGUAGGUCCGGGUUUUCAAACCCCAUCUUCUGAGUCUUUGAGGGUUGGAAUGCUACAAGAUGCAGUACGGGAUGUUGAAGAUGUUGUUAAAGAGCAUCGGUUACAAUGGGCUAUUACUGGUUGUAGCAUUAUGUCAGAUGGUUGGACAGAUAGAAGGAACCGGACUCUCAUUAACAUCCUGGUCUCUUGUGAGAUUGGCACUGUUUUUUUGAAAUCUGUGGAUGCAUCUAAUAUUUCAAAAAACACAACUGCAUUGUUUGAGAUGUAUGAAAUGGUAGUUACUGAUGUAGGGCCACAAACACAUUGCCUUGAUCUAACCCUAGAGGACAUUGGAAAAAAUGAAUGGGUUAAGGAGGCAUUUCAGAAGGUUCACAAGGUGACCAAAUUUAUUUAUAAUCACACGAGUGUUUUGUCUAUGAUGCGCUCUUUCAUUGGGGGCAAGGAGCUAGUUCGACUGGGGGUGACAAGAUUUGCAACAAACUUCCUUGCAUUGCAGAAAUUAUGUGAGCAAAAAGUUAAUUUGAGGCGAAUGUUUGUUAAUUUGAGGCGAAUGCUUGUUUCAGCUGAGUGGAUGGAGUCUAGCUUCAGAAAACAAGCAAAUUGCAUAGUAGCGAUGGAAUUCAUCUAUUCUACCAGCUUUUGGGAAUCGAUUGAACAAAUUGUAGAAUUUUCAAAGCCUCUAGUAAAAGUUUUGAGACUAGUGGAUGGGGAAAAACCCCCCAUGGGAUAUUUGUAUGAGGCCAUGGAUAGGGCCAAGGAGGUGAUAAGGAGUAAGUUGGGAAAUAACAGGGAUAUGUAUAUGCAGUUGUGGAACAUAAUUGAUAGGAGAUGGGAUGGACAGAUGCACAUUCCUCUCCAUGUUGCGGGAUACUUUCUCAAUCCUUUGUUAUUCUAUAAGACUCCAUACAUGGAUAUUGAUGUUGAAAUCAAACAAGGCUUCUUCAAGUGCAUAGAGAAAAUGUUUCCUACUGUGGAAAAACUUGAUGCGGCUACGAUAGAGUUGCAAGUGUACAGGCAUACUAAGGGAUUUCUCUCUUGUAGGGCUGCCCUGCAAAGCAGGAAGACCAUGCAACCAAGUAGACUCUAUAAACAUUUGAGAAUCUCUUUAUUUUGCCAACAUGCUCAUUAA